AGAUAAGAUGUGCCCACUGAAAAAACCAAAAUAUCAUUCUUUUUUCUCCGUUGAUCUGAAAAAAGAACAAAUAAAUAAAUAAAUAUUCUUUCUCUUCGUCUCUCCCCUCACUUCUUUUACAUCAGCCCGCUGCCCUUUUCCCCUCCGUUCCGUUCAACUGUAAAACGACAAAAAAGACGCCGUGCAUUCAUCACCUCCGUCGCCAAAUCUCUAGAAACCUUUUUAAAAAAAAGGAUUUUCAUGUAGUUACACAUAUCCCAAAUCCAACUUUAAAAAUAAAUUUAAAUUAAAAUAUAAAAUAAAAUAAAACCCAUCCAUCCAUCCACUCCUCUUCUUCUUCUUCUUCUGCUGCUGUUCCUCUCUCCUCCACCGCCACGCUCACCUCUCUUUGCAUGACAUAAUACUAUUGUUCUUAUUAUCAUUUUCACUCUUUAAAUACAAACAUCAAUUAUUCCUUUUCUAUCAAACACAUGUAUUCUAUUCUCUCGUCGUCUAGAUUCUCAUCUUCAUUGAAUCCUCCUUCUUAGCGUGUCUUUGUCCACUUCUUUUGGGCACCGACGUUUUUAAUCUCCAUGACGAUUCUCGAAACGCCAGAAACUCUUGGCGUCAUCUCCUCCUCCGCCACUUCCGAUCUCAACCUCUCUCUCCGACGUAGACGGACCUCAAAUGACUCCGAUGGUGCACUUGCUGAUUUGGCUUCGAAGUUUGAUGAUGAUGACGACGUAAGAUCGGAAGAUUCUGCUGAAAAUAUUAUCGAAGAUCCUGUAGCAGCGGUUACUGAAUUGGCGACAGCAAAGAGUAACGGAAAAGACUGUGUUGCCAAUAGUAAUAAGGAUAAAAUUGAUAGCCAUGGAGGAUCAUCGGAUUUUAAACUUGCAUAUAGGCCUUCGGUUCCAGCUCACCGGUCACUUAAGGAGAGUCCGCUUAGCUCUGAUUUAAUAUUUAAACAAAGUCAUGCAGGUCUGUUUAACCUUUGUAUAGUAGUGCUCGUAGCUGUUAACAGCAGGCUCAUCAUUGAGAAUUUAAUGAAGUAUGGCUGGUUAAUUAAGACGGGCUUUUGGUUUAGUUCAAGAUCAUUGAGAGAUUGGCCGCUUUUUAUGUGCUGUCUUUCUCUCCCAGUAUUCCCCCUUGCUGCCUAUCUAGUUGAGAAGGCCGCAUAUCGAAAAUAUAUAUCUCCGCCUAUUGUUAUUUUCCUUCAUGUGAUCAUCACCUCAGCAGCUGUUUUGUACCCAGCUUCUGUAAUUCUCAGUUGUGAAUCUGCUUUUUUAUCUGGUGUCACAUUGAUGGAACUUGCUUGUAUGGUAUGGUUGAAAUUGGUAUCCUAUGCACAUACAAACUAUGAUAUGAGAGCGAUCGCUGACACCAUUCAUAAGGAAGAUGCAUCCAAUUCUUCUAGUACAGAGUAUUGUCAUGAUGUGAGCUUUAAGACUUUGGCGUACUUCAUGGUCGCACCCACAUUAUGUUACCAGCCAAGUUAUCCUCGCACAGCAUUUAUUAGAAAGGGCUGGGUGUUCCGUCAAUUUGUCAAACUAAUAAUUUUUACAGGAUUCAUGGGAUUUAUCAUAGAACAAUACAUCAAUCCUAUCGUCCAGAAUUCUCAACACCCUUUAAAAGGGGAUCUCUUAUAUGCCAUUGAGAGGGUUCUGAAGCUCUCAGUUCCGAAUUUAUAUGUGUGGCUCUGCUUGUUCUACUGCUUUUUUCACCUGUGGUUGAAUAUAGUUGCUGAGCUCCUUCGCUUCGGUGACCGGGAGUUCUACAAAGAUUGGUGGAAUGCAAAAACUGUUGAGGAGUACUGGAGGAUGUGGAAUAUGCCUGUUCACAAGUGGAUGGUUCGCCAUAUCUACUUCCCAUGCCUACGUCGUAAAAUACCAAGGGGGGUAGCAAUAGUUAUUGCUUUCUUCGUUUCAGCUGUAUUUCAUGAGGGAUCCUGAUGGAGCAGGACCAACCAGCCUUUCUCUGGGAACGGUCAGUAACUAAUGCUUGGCAUUUCGUUUCUCAAUACCUUAUCACUGAAGCGAAUUGAUGCUUAUGAUAAGUAUAGAAAAGAUGAAUCCCAAGGUGAAUGCCUGGUGGCAUUGUAGAAUAACUUACAGAAGAUGGGGUUGUGUAUAUUAAAUAGUUAAGGGGAAAGAAUAAGCAGCAGAUAAUAGAAACAAAUAGAAAGUAUAAAAAGGAGGGCUAUUACUGGAUAAUGGA
This is a messenger RNA of Ricinus communis (castor bean), 2196 nucleotides long. Its product is annotated as diacylglycerol O-acyltransferase 1. Gene Ontology annotation, molecular function: diacylglycerol O-acyltransferase activity. Gene Ontology annotation, biological process: triglyceride biosynthetic process. The coding region runs from base 573 to 1931 and encodes 452 amino acids. Gene Ontology annotation, cellular component: endoplasmic reticulum membrane; chloroplast envelope. NCBI's taxonomy places the organism in Eukaryota, Viridiplantae, Streptophyta, Magnoliopsida, Malpighiales, Euphorbiaceae. The record is from RefSeq and is a predicted model, not a curated record. The transcript has 14 exons.